Molecule: messenger RNA, 1923 nt
Organism: Cucurbita moschata (crookneck pumpkin)
Lineage: Eukaryota; Viridiplantae; Streptophyta; Magnoliopsida; Cucurbitales; Cucurbitaceae
Product: RNA-binding protein 24
Exons: 6
Coding region: 463-1293 (276 amino acids)
Molecular function (GO): RNA binding
Source: RefSeq, a predicted model, not a curated record
CGCUGUCGUGGUGCGUGGGAACCCACUAGCAGCUUUUUUGUCUUCUCUAAUUUCCCUCUCUCGCUGUUCUUCAUCGAUAUCAUAUUGUCCUUAGAUAUAUCUUAUAAUGUCCCUUUCAUUUCAAAUAUAAAUACACAUUAUUUUGCUGUUUUGCUGUUUUUAAACAAAAUUUCAUCCCGAAACAGUAUUGAUUUUCUCAUUAAUGGUGUCGCUGUUUGAGGAAUCUGGGUAGUUGUCGCCGUUUGUGUAUGUGGAGAAACGGGUAGUUUUUAGAUUACCCUAAAAAAAAAAAUUAAAUUAAAUUAAAUCCUGAGAGAAAAAUGGGAAUCCAUUGAUUUGUUCUUCAAAACUUGUUCGUGUUCUUCCGGCUUCGAUUCCUUCCCUGCAUUUUGGGUCUCUGUUUUCUGGGAGAGAGGCAGAUUUUUUGUGUUUCUUCUCUCUCCCUCUCUAUAUUUUGCCCUUAUGUCUCAGCCGCGGCCAUUUCAUAGCAAUUAUAGCGUUGGCGGCCAAUACAAUGAUACCACUUUCACCAAAAUCUUCGUCGGAGGCUUGGCUUGGGAGACUCAGCGGCAUACAAUGAGAAGGUUUUUUGAGCAAUUUGGUGAGAUUUUGGAAGCUGUUGUUAUUACUGACAAGAACACUGGCAGAUCCAAGGGCUAUGGAUUUGUCACAUUUAAGGAUCCUGAUGCUGCCAUUAGAGCUUGUCAAAACCCUUCCCCUGUGAUCGAUGGAAGAAGGGCUAAUUGCAAUCUUGCUUCUCUUGGUGCUCAUAAGCCUCAACAUGGUGGUGGUGGAAGAUUUAGAGGUCCAUCUGGGAUUGUGACACCUCCUGCUUAUCAUGUUUCUUCAUCGUCUUAUGUUCAUCAGCCCACUACUCAAUAUCCAUUCCCUCUUUCAGCUUAUGGCUAUUCUGGAUACUCACAAGACAGGAUUUAUCCAAUGAACUAUUAUGGUGUUUAUGGUGGCCAACAAUUUUCUCCUUAUUACUCUGCAAACGCGAUUCCGGGACCAGCUGGAAUGUUUCAAAAUCUCUAUCCGUAUUACGCUCAAAGUAGCCACGGAUACGAGUUCGGAGUCCAGUAUCCACACCUAAUGCAGUACCCGUAUCUUCCUCAGCAGCACGGUUCGACCGGUAUCCUAUCACUGCCUGUCUCGACCGCAACAGGAACAACCAGUGCAGGUGCAGCAGCAACGACGACGACGACAAUGGCAGUUGGAGGAUCGGGGCCUCUACAAACUUCUUCUGCGGUAGCAACCGAACCGAAUUCUUCCGAGGUAAUCUCAACUGGAUGACACAAAUGCCUUGUUGUCACACGCUAACCACAUCGACAAAGCUUGAAUACUGAAUAACAAUGGCAAGUUUUUAAGUCGUGUGAUUCGAUAAGAAGGAUGAGGAAAAGGAAAAGGGAAAGGAAAAGGAAAUUCACGUUCCAGCAUCGUCAAGUCGUUCAUGAAAACGUCGGUAACAAGCAUAUCCCAUCUCUAUCAAGUAUCAACAUUAUUUACGUUUGGUCAUCUGCCAUUAGUUUGUUAGAACAAUUAGCUUAAGAAUUUUAUUCAUUCAUGUAUUAUGCGAAAAGACGGGGAACCAAAUGAAGGGUUUGGAUUCUUCCCGUGUUUCAUUCUGACUGCAACAAGACGAUCGUGUCGGGGAAGCACGUAGCCUCCUACGACACUGUCUUGUUUCGAUAUGAUUAACCGUGAACGGUUCAAAAGAUUGAUUUUAUAUCUUUUGAGCUUCACAAUUUGUGGUUGGUGAAGAAGGGAGUGGGAUUAGUUAGAAAAAGAUAUCUGUGUAAUAUGUUUGAGCAAAAUUAUUGGGUGUUCUUCUGCUGUUCUUUCACAUAUCAUUAUCAGUUGGGGUUCUUUUUGGUUAUUAGGAUUCUCUGGCUUACCAUAAUAUCACCUCUUUUCCUCUUUCCA